Molecule: messenger RNA, 839 nt
Organism: Lymnaea stagnalis (great pond snail)
Lineage: Eukaryota; Metazoa; Mollusca; Gastropoda; Lymnaeidae
Source: the annotation of a GenBank genome assembly
GCCAUCAUUUUGCGGUACCUGGAGCAGAAAUCUUGUGAGCUGAACUUUGACACUCACUGGGUCUACAGACUACUAUUGGAUGUUGGGGUACCGCCUGGCAGGCUGUUGGAACUCUAUGACAAGCUCUACAAGUCCAAGGUACACUUUGGCAUUGCUAAUAAAUAACAGUGUGGUUAUUUCCAUCACUGAAAGCAUUAACUUUGUAUUGUGUACAAAUAGAAUCAACUUUCAACACACAUAGAAAAGAUGAAAUGGAAUUAUAAACAUAUUUCCAUUACAAAUUUUUAAAAGUACAAUUAUUAAUUUUGGAAUCGCUUUAGAUAGGUACAUUCAAAUAAUGGUAUAUAUUGUGGCAAUAAUCCACUUAAUUAUCAGCUUUCCGUGUUUCCUUCAUUGUUUUUUAAGACACAACUUGAUUCUUUAGCUUGUCUGCAUCAUGGACAUAGAUUUUAAGGGAUAUAAAUUCCUUGCUUAUCACCUAUUAGAAACUGCUUGUCUAUUUCUAUGUUCUUUAAUCCUUGUGAUUGACAAAACAUUUUUUUUGUUAACAAUGUUUCAAUGAUGGUGAGCUAAUGCAGAAUCUUGUCUUACAGGAUGUUGUGUGGCAAAACCAGCACAAGCCCCACCAUGUACUCACUGUGCUCCAGGCAUUCAUUGACCACUUGACCAGAAACCCAGGACUCAUUCCACCAUCUGACCGUAAACGUCUGGUCAUGUCCUGCAUGGACAUAGUGACCGGGUACCUGGUGGAGCUGCAGGCCACCAGCAGUACUGACCCUGGGGUCAGAUCACUGACUGCAAGUUUCAAGGCCACACUGGCAAAGUUGGAGAGAAUGUAG